Molecule: messenger RNA, 942 nt
Organism: Oncorhynchus keta (chum salmon)
Lineage: Eukaryota; Metazoa; Chordata; Actinopteri; Salmoniformes; Salmonidae
Product: neuronal acetylcholine receptor subunit alpha-9-I-like
Exons: 2
Coding region: 50-430 (126 amino acids)
Source: RefSeq, a predicted model, not a curated record
CUGCACUACACCAGAGAGUGAGAGAACACCUCUCUACAGUGAGGAACCAAUGUCGGGCAACUCCGCCCUGGCACGGAACCAUUACCACGACGACCUCUACCAUGACGGCUGUUACCAAGACGACUGCCAUCGCCUCGCUCCGUACCAGUACGGCAACGGGCACCUCCAAAACCACCACAGCACCCAUCAAAAUCACCUCGACAACAGUCGCUACGCUAACGGCGGUCACCGCGACGAUCAUUACAGUAACCGUAGUAACCAGAACCAUCACAGCAACCAGAGCCAGACCUCCAAGGGGGAAGGGGGCGAGGAGAAGAGGGAGCCCCUGAGACAUUACCACCACAUCGGGAGAGAGGAGCUGGACUAUCAGGCACCCCCUCCAGGGAACCUCCAGAAUGGUGGGCUGAAUGAGCCGCUGCCUUACCCUUAGGAGAAGCACCUCAACCCAGCCUCGGCCCCAGCCUGCUCCUGCCCCUGCCCACACCACAAACAGGUGGUGUAUAACAUUCAGUACAUCGCCAACUGUUUCCGGGAGCAACGGGCAACGUGUGCUAAAGGGGCGGAGUGGAAGAAGGUUGCCAAGGUGAUGGACCGGUUCUUCAUGUGGAUCUUCUUCAUCAUGGUCUUCCUCAUGAGUAUCCUCAUCAUCGGCAAGGCGACUUGACGGAGGGAGGGAGGAGAGAGAUGGAUGGAUAGAGGGAGGAGAGAUGAGAGGGAGGAGAAGAGAGGGAGGAGAAGGAUGGAUGGAUAGAGGGAGAGAGGAAGGGAGGGAGGAGAGAUGAGAGGGAUGAGAAGAGACACACACACCAUCCAUGUCUUAAGGCUGAAACAUCCUUCUUCAACCCGUCUCCUCCCCCUUCAUCUACAUGUCUCCUCCCCCUUCAUCUACAUGUCUCCUCCCCCUUCAUCUACAUGUCUCAUCCCCAUUCAUCUACAUGUCUC